This is a messenger RNA of Erigeron canadensis, 1691 nucleotides long. RefSeq lists its product as uncharacterized. NCBI's taxonomy places the organism in Eukaryota, Viridiplantae, Streptophyta, Magnoliopsida, Asterales, Asteraceae. Bases 231 to 1385 code for a protein of 384 amino acids. The transcript has 2 exons. Gene Ontology annotation, cellular component: membrane. Gene Ontology annotation, biological process: N-acetylglucosamine metabolic process; protein N-linked glycosylation. Gene Ontology annotation, molecular function: beta-1,4-mannosylglycoprotein 4-beta-N-acetylglucosaminyltransferase activity. The record is from RefSeq and is a predicted model, not a curated record.
UUUAUUCAUUUAUUACACCGUAUAUUAUUAUACAGAGAAAAACAAAAAUAAACUGAGAGUGUGUAUAUAUCUACACAACUCUGUUGCAUGUGUGUAUAUAUAUAGAUAUAGAUAGAAUCUGUAUCUAUACACCACCACAUUUUUAUUUAUAUCUGAUGAUAUUAAACAAGUGAUAAUGGAAGAACAUUGUAUAAAUUAAGGUGUUUUUUAAUAAUUUUUUUGGGGGUUUAAUGAUGGCUAACGUUUAUUCAACUUACAAAAAAAGAGAUGAUAUCUGUGAUGAUGUUUGUGGUCAGGAGGUAAGCAGGAUGUCAAGAAUCCGAUGCAUGAUGCAAAGUCUGGAUUUACGAACAGUUUUACUAUUAUUUGUGAUUAUCCCAGUUGGUUUCUUGGGUGUUUUUUUCCAUGGACAAAAAGUAACCUAUUUUCUAAGACCCUUGUGGCAAUCUCCCCCUCCACCUUUCAUUCAAAUACCUCACUACUAUCAUGAAAAUGUCUCGAUGUCUACUCUCUGCAGCCUUCAUGGUUGGAAAGUACGAGAAUAUCCUCGGAGGGUCUUUGAUGCAGUCUUAUUUAACAAUGAAGUGGAUAUGCUUACUAUUAGAUGGAAAGAACUCUACCCUUACAUCACUCAAUUCGUUCUUCUUGAAUCCAAUUCAACUUUCACAAGCAUACCAAAACCCCAUUUCUUUGCUAUAAAUCAAGACAAGUUUGACUUUGUGAAGCCUCGGUUGACUUAUGCCACCAUUCCGGGAGGAUCUAGAAAAGGGAAAAACCCGUUUUAUGAAGAGGCAUAUCAACGAGUGGCAGUUGAUCGGCUCUUAAGAAUUGCAGGUAUCGAAGAUGGUGAUUUGCUAAUAAUGUCUGAUGUUGAUGAAAUCCCGAGUGCACAUACUAUUGAUCUUUUGAGAUGGUGUGAUGGGUCGCCGCCAAUUAUGCAUCUUCAUCUGAGGAACUUUUUAUAUUCAUUUGAGUUCAAUAUUGCGCAUAAAAGUUGGAGGGCUUCAGUUCACAGGUAUGAAAAAGGAAAAACUAGAUAUGUACAUUAUCGACAGACGGAUUAUCUCUUUGCUGAUUCUGGGUGGCAUUGUAGUUUCUGUUUUAGAAAACUAAGUGACUUCGUGUUUAAAAUGAAAGCCUAUAGCCACUCGGAUAGAAUCCGGUUCCUUCAUUUUCUUGACCCAAAAAGGAUUCAAAGUUAUAUAUGCAAUGGGGAUGACUUGUACGAUAUGCUUCCUGAAGAGUUCACUUUUAGGGAGAUAAUAGGUAAUAUGGGUCCGAUCCCUCAUUCGUAUUCUGCAGUUCAUUUGCCUUCUUAUCUGUUGCAUAAUGCCGACAAGUACAAGUAUCUCUUGCCUGGGAAUUGCUUACGGGAAGCUGGUUAAAUGUCGGUUGAAAAGAUUGUGCUGUAGUCAAUGCAGCAAGUGUAGUACAUGCGACAAACAGGAGGCGUCUUGAAUAGGAAGCAGGGCAAUGCAUAUUUUGAUAUUUACCUUACAGUUGAACAAUGCAUAAACAACUUGAUUUUUUUUUCUUGUGUUUAUGCACAACCAAUAUUACCUUUAACUUUGAUUUUGGUAUAUGUUUAUGGUCAGGUUUUGCUUAGCCCUCGUUGUAAUAUAUAUUCUAUACCUCCAUUUUCAUUAUGUAUUACCAAAUUGUUGCAUAAAUCAGAAGGUUAUUAUGGGUAA